Molecule: messenger RNA, 1374 nt
Organism: Hevea brasiliensis (rubber tree)
Lineage: Eukaryota; Viridiplantae; Streptophyta; Magnoliopsida; Malpighiales; Euphorbiaceae
Exons: 3
Coding region: 1-1374 (457 amino acids)
Source: RefSeq, a predicted model, not a curated record
AUGCCUGUUACCAAUACUCAUGCUGUGCCUUGGAAUUAUAAUUUCCAAGUUUAUUCACAGAGUGCAUCCAGCAGUACUUCCAUCCCUACCCUCAAUCAUACCUACACUCAACCCAUCACAACCCCUAAACCAUGUUUCACUCCUCAUGCUCACUUCAAAAUGACCUAUGCAGGUCCCUCCAAUGACUUUGCUCCCCAAUUCAUAUCAGAACCUGCCCUAACAAAUGACUCUCCAAAUCCAGAAGUAGAAUUUAUUACUAAAAGUGGGAGGUGUUAUAGCACUGAGGAAAAGAAAAGUAAAGGGAAAGCAAAAGUAGGAGAGUCACCUGAAACUGAGAAGAAGGUGGGAAAAGUAGUAGAGAAGGGGGAAUCCAGUGAGAGGAAGGAAGAAGAUGAACUACUAUUGCAAAUCAUGAAGCAGAUGCAUCGCCACGCCUUACAGAAGGUUUUAGACCAGGCCUUUAUAACCCCUGACAUCACACCUGGGCAAUUUGAAAAGAUAGUUAGACAAAUUCAGGCAUCCAAUUUCAUCACUUUCUCAGAGGACGAAAUAGGCUCGGCUGGCUUGAAGCACACUAAGGCUCUACAUGUGAUAGUUAAGUGUAAAGGUUGUUUGGUUGCUAAACUUUUCAUUGACAACGGCUUAGCACUUAAUUUCUUACCCAAUGGAACCCUGGCAAGGCUCCUGAUAAACCCUUCUGGAAUACGCCAAAGCUCCAUGAUUGUGAGGGUGUUUGAUGGCACAAAGAGAGAAGUGUUAGGAGACAUUGAUUUGCCACUUCAAAUAGGGGCAUAUACUUUCAAUGUAACAUUCCAGGUAAUGGAUAUUGAACCAACAUACACUAUGCUGUUGGAAAGGCCUUGGAUCCAUUCAGCAAACGCAGUGCCUUCAACUCUACACCAGAGGAUCAAAUAUGUCAUGAACGGCAAAAUCAUUACAGUAAGAGGAGAAGAAGCUAUGCUAGUUGCCAAGCCACAAUCAGUCCCUUAUGUGGAAACGAGUGAACGAUCUCUAGAAAGCUCAUUUCAAGCUUUAGAGCUACAAGGAACUGUUCUGGGAGACGAGAGAGCUGCAACCAUGGUUGCAAAAGUAAUGCUGAAAAAUGGCUAUGAAAAGGGCAAGGGGUUAGGUGUCACCCUGGAUCAGAAAUUCGAUAAACCUCUCGAAAUGAAGAAAGACAUCCGAAAAAUCUCAGACGUUUUCACCAGACCAAUCAUUGAGAACUUAAGAGAAAAGGAUAGAGAAUCUCCCUCAGAAUCAUCUAUCAAUGUCCUGCACCAAGAUUCUAUGUCCAAAAUACUGAUCUCACCAAUCACAGAGGGACAAGAGCUUGACGAUUGGGAAGCUGAAGAUAUCCCUAUGCUGUAUUUUUAG